This is a messenger RNA of Solenopsis invicta (red fire ant), 2362 nucleotides long. It is a transcript of the gene SCOT, whose product is annotated as succinyl-CoA:3-ketoacid coenzyme A transferase 1, mitochondrial. Bases 295 to 1908 code for a protein of 537 amino acids. The transcript is spliced from 7 exons. Gene Ontology annotation, biological process: ketone body catabolic process. Gene Ontology annotation, molecular function: succinyl-CoA:3-oxo-acid CoA-transferase activity. NCBI's taxonomy places the organism in Eukaryota, Metazoa, Arthropoda, Insecta, Hymenoptera, Formicidae. Gene Ontology annotation, cellular component: mitochondrion. The record is from RefSeq and is a predicted model, not a curated record.
CGAUGCGCGUUCCGUUCUGUCCAGUCACCGCCUGUACCGCCGUGCGCGAGCACUUGAUGAGAGGUUAGGUUUUGCGGCGCGAAGACCUGGGAGAUUGUUUUGAGGUAACAUUUCGGUACAUCAAGGUCGACUGCAGCGAGGUCCAAAAUCAGAGGAUAUUAAGGAGAUAAAGAAAAUAUUCUGGGAAGAAUUAACAAAGUAAUCGAGGCUGAUAGCAUCAAGUGUAUCGCGCUUAACCUCCGAUGCUCGCAUAAGUCUUGCGAAUAACAAUUGUGCAUUUAGCAUACGGUGACCAUGGCAUUCGCAUUGAGAGGGGUCAGCGGUAUAUUUCUGCGUUGUAGCAGCGGUUUCCGAGGCCCUAUAAGAGUAUCACGGGUAUGCACUGCUAAUUUUUCUAUCAAAGCAAAUAUCCCAGAAGUAGAACAAGAGACUGAAAAGUUGAAGACACCAGUAGGGAAUGGUAAAGUGUUUAAAAGUGUAGAGGAAGCUGUAUCCGAUGUACACAAUGGAGCUAAACUUUUGGUUGGUGGAUUUGGUCUCUGCGGCAUCCCAGAGAAUUUAAUAGCAGCCUUACUGAAAAAGGGCUCUAAAGAGUUAACAGUAGUUUCAAAUAAUGCUGGGGUGGAAGAUUUUGGGCUGGGUAUAUUGCUGAAGGAGCACAGAAUUAAAAGAAUGAUAGCAUCGUAUGUGGGUGAAAACCCUGAAUUUGAAAAACAGUAUCUCAGUGGUCAUUUGGAGGUCGAGCUGACACCACAGGGUACUUUGGCAGAACGUGUGAGAGCGGGUGGCGCCGGCAUUCCUGCUUUCUACACUCCUACGGCUUUCGGCACCAUCGUACAAGAGGGCAAUGUUGUCGUAAAGUACGACGAGAACGGAAACGCCGAAAUAUCGGGCGAACCAAGGAAUGUGAACCAGUUUGAUGGACGGAACUAUGUGCUGGAGACUGCCAUCACUGGCGAUUUUGCGCUCGUAAAGGCGUGGAAAGCCGAUACUGCUGGUAAUUUGAUCUUCCGAAAGUCUGCGAGGAACUUCAAUCCUGUUAUGUGUAAGGCGGCUAAAGUGGCAAUUGUCGAGGUGGAGGAGAUUGUGGAAAUUGGACAAUUGGAUCCCGAUCAGAUUCAUCUACCUGGCGUUUUCGUGGACAGGAUUGUGAAAGGGCCAUCUUAUGAGAAACGGAUUGAGAAACGCUUGACGAAACAAACUAUGAAGCCUAAAAAAGUGACACCUGCCAGUAAAGCGAGGGAUAUGAUUAUUAGGCGCGCUGCUCUCGAAUUUAAGGAUGGAAUGUAUGCAAACUUGGGAAUUGGUAUGCCCAUGCUUGCUAGUAACUACAUCAAGAAGGGCGUGAAAGUGACAUUGCAAUCAGAAAAUGGUAUUCUUGGAUUGGGUCCUGUGCCUGAUGAAGUUGAUGUCGAUGCAGAUCUUAUCAAUGCUGGAAAGGAAACUGUAACGAUCUUGCCUGGCGCAGCUUUCUUUAGUAGUGACGAGAGUUUUGCCAUGAUUCGAGGAGGUCACAUUGAUCUCACUAUUCUUGGAGGCAUGCAAGUAGCGGAAAACGGGGAUUUGGCUAACUGGAUGAUACCAGGCACGUUAGUAAAAGGUAUGGGUGGUGCCAUGGAUCUUGUUUCUGCGGCGAACACAAAGGUAGUGGUAACUAUGGAGCAUACAGCCCGAGAUGGAAAUCCGAAAAUUUUGAAAAAUUGCACCUUGCCCGUCACAGGCCAACAAUGCGUAGAUUUAAUUAUCACAAAUCUCGGAGUAUUUGAAGUGGUGAAAGGAGAAGGAUUGAAACUUAUUGAGAUCGCACAUAAUGUCGAUAUUAGCGACGUAGUCAGUUCGACGGGCUGUCAAUUCAGUGUUGCCGAUGAUCUUAAGGAGAUGGGGCAAGUCACAGAUGAGGACUUGUAAGUUGUAACAUAUUUCACAAAUUGUAAAUGUGAUACGCAAUCUGGUAAUUCAAUAUGACGGAAAUCAUUCGAUGAUUGCCUGAAAGUAAGUUUUUUAUAUAUUUUUCCAAUUAUAAAUAUACAGUUUAACAAAUAAAUAGAGCUGUUGAUCAUGUUGCAUAAUUAUGUUUUUGUUAAAAUGUUUGUUUUCUGUACUUUUCAUGUAAUAUAUUGCAAUGUUUAAAUUAUCACUAAAUACUACGAUUAAUGCGUGAUUAAGUACCUAUUAUAUGAGUUGCAUUAUAUUGUAUACAACAGUUAUACAUUUUUAAAUGUACAUAUAUUUCUAUUUGUUUGUAAAUUAGGAAAAACGAUUUAAAAUACGUUUUCGAGCAAUCGAAAUCACAUUAUGUAUUAUACUAAUUAGCAUUAUGAUAAAUAAAAUAAUUUUUUAACAAAUGUUAUAAAAAUUAAAA